AUGUUUCCAGCGAGCGCUCUCGUGGAGGAGCUCGAGCCCAGCGGGCGGGCCUACGAGAAUCGAUCCGUGCUGGUGUGGGGGUUCGGCAACGCCGCCCACGAGACGGCCCGGGAGCUGCAGAAGCACACCCAGGCCAUCCACCUGCUGCACCGGGCGCCGCCUCCGGAGGCCGCCAGCGGCCCGCCAGGCCAAGCAGCCACGGAGAAGGCCAAGAAGCCGAACAAGCGAGGAGGCAGGUCGGCGGACACGCGUCAGCACCGCGAGCUUCGAGGGACCGCCUUUAGGAAGCUCAAGGCGUGCGGCAGCAGAGCGCAGCUCACGCAGGAGGAGCGAGCAGCGGUGAAGAGGCAGCUGGCGAGCGACAUCGAGAGGCUGACGACGGAGAGUCAGAACAUGAGACAGGAACUUCAGAACAGAGACGUGACGAUCGCAGAGAUGCGAGGUCAGCUUCAAGCUCAGCAACAGGCUCAGCAGCAGCGGGUAGCCCCGCGCGGCGAGAUGAUGGAUCCGAAGAUUCUUCACAAGGUGAAGCCGUUCGACGGCCACAGGGCGAGCUGGAAGACGUUCAGUUUCCAGUACAGAGCGUACCUGAUCGCCCAGGAUCGAAGGUACCGAGAUCUUCUGGAAAGGUGCGAGGACGGAGCCCAGGAGGUGGACAACGUCAACCUGGACGCGCAGGAGGAAGAGCUAAGCACGCAGUUGUACUACGGCCUGGUCCUGGCGAUGCCCGAGGACUCGGUAGGCGAGCUGAUCGUGAGGAACAGCCCAGUAGGAGAAGGAGCCGAGUGUUGGAGGAAACUUCAGAAGGAGUACAACCCGAGCGAGGCAGGAAACGUGCUGGCGAUGUGGACCAAGCUCACGGACACGAAGUUCGACACCAAAGAAGACGUGAUGGUGAGCAUCAGCAAGCUGGACGAGGACAUGACGAGGUACCAGAAGAUGGCAGGAGAACCAGUCUCGGACCUGAUCAAGCGAGGCAUCCUUACAAAGGCGCUGAAGGAUUACGACGAGCUGCAGAAGCACGUGUUUCGGAACAGCAGUCGGUUAAGUACGUACGAGCUCCUGAGAGCCGAGGUGGUGUCGGCGUUGAUGGCAGAGCGAGCGGUUCAGGACGACCCGAUGGAGAUAGGAGCGCUGAAGGGCGGAAAGAGACCGUGGAAAGGCCGCGGCAAAGGGAAAGACGGCAAAGGCAAGGAGAGGCCACCGAAUCCCGACGCCGAGAUCGAGUGCAACUACUGUCACAAGAAGGGCCACCGCAGCGCAAACUGCCGAAAGCGGAUCGCCGACGAGAAGAAGACAUCCGAGAAGGACAAGAAGGACAAGAAGCAGCUCCGUCUCAAGAAGCGCAGCCACACGAUCGACUGGAAGUACUGCUUGCCUAGCUACCACCAAUAUGUCUGCUGCUCUUGCAAGAAGACCUUUGAAGGAUGGCGAUGGCACUUCGAUCAGUGGAAGCUGGACUACUGUGCCGCGUGUGCCGAGUACUGCCUGGACAACUGGUUCAAGGACGAGGUGACCAAGCAUAACUACACGCCGACGGAAAGCAACGUUGUCGGCUUGAAGGGCAUAGGAGGCGAGGAGAUCGAGAGGUACGGCCACGUGGUCACUGGAUCAUCAACGGUACCAUCGAGCCACCUGACGGAGCUGAGUUCGUACCUCUACGUCGUCACCAAGGAACCAGCUGAUGAGAACAAGAUCCCGAAGGUGAUGUUCGACAUGUUUUACGUAGGGACGGACCAGCUGGCUGCGAAGUACAAGCUUAAAGGAGGUUACUUCAGCAUCAGGGAGAAGAUGUCGGUCACGAAGGCCGAGUUAGACCAAGCGGUCUCUGUCUUGAAUGUUAUCGACUGUAAGAUCUUGGCUCAGGCGACGUUGUACGCGAACAAGGAGACGGAUGACUACAAGGUGUCCUUCCUGCUAGGCGUGCUGGAAGCUUGGGGCCACACAACAGUCAUACUUCAGACAGACCAGGAGCCUGCCACCAUGGCUCUGGCGCAGGCAGUUCGAGAUCGCAGAUCACACUCAACCUUGGUGCGGGGAUCACCGCCCUUUUCCAAGCAGAGUGCAGGCUACGCUGAAGGAGCUAACAAGCUAGCAGCUGGUCUACUUCGAGCCUACAAGCUGAAGCUGGAGCACAAGCUGGGCUGUGAGAUCAAGAUGACGGAUCCGAUCGUGCCAUGGCUUGUGAACUCAGUGGGGUGGAUGAUUACCAGAUUCCAGCCUCGCAGUCACGGAGGUUCCUCCUACAAGAUGCUCUACGGCAAAGAGUACAACGGCGAGAUUGCGGAGAUGGGUGAGCAGGUCUGGUAUCGGAUCUCAGCCAGAGUUGCCGCGGGACGUGGCAAAUGGGAAGCCCGCUUCGCAAAAGGAAUCUGGGUUGGUAAGAGUGAGCUGGACGACACACAUCUCGUGAUCGAUCCUGAACGUGGAGUGCAGAAGGUCAGAACGGUGCGAAGGAUGCCUGAGGAGUUCAGAUGGCAGCCCGAGCUCAUCCAGCACAUCAGGGUGACGCCCUGGAAGCAGACGCCCGACAAGAGUUCAGGAACGAUCGGACGCAGCAUGUACAUCACGGAGCGCAUGAUCGAUGCUCAUGGUCCUACUGACGAGUGCAGGAAGUGCAGUACAGGAUACGGUUCGCAUUCGGCAGCCUGCCGACAGCGUUUCGAGACCAUUCAGGCCGACUUGCUGCGCGAGAAGUUGGCAAAGGACCCUGUGGCCCCUGAGGUGCAGACAGCCAUGGACACGGAGAGUGGAGAGCUCAGGAGCCACUUCGGAGAUCCUGAGGAUCAGCAGGUGGAGCAGAUGGUUGAGGUGAGCGCCGAGCUGCAUGAGAAAGACCAGUGGAGCCCAAAGACGAUACACUACGAUUACUAUACUGGAGAGCCUCUGGAUGAGGACCUGUAUCAGAAGGGUCGCGACGACGAGCUGCAAGCCAUGAAGGACUACGGGGUCUACGUGGAAGUGGCGACAUCGACGGCGACUGACGGCAAGCACAUUGGAGGUUUCCCGAUAGCCCACAUGAAAGAAGGAAAGGUUAGGUGGAGGUUCGUAGCCACCGAGGUGAACAAGUACGAGAUCAGGGAGGACAACCACCAAGGCACGCCCCCGCUCAUGAUUGUCAGAGCGACGCUGAGCCGUGCCGCUUCAAGUCCAACUUCCAGCGGGCAGCACCUGCGGAAGAUACAAGUCUGGGACGUCAGGAAGGCUUUCUUCAACGCUGACUUAGACGAGACGAUCUACGUGCAUCCUGGGAGAGAGCUGUGUCCGCCUGGAAGGUGCUGGUGGUUACGCAAGGCCAUGAACGGUACCAGGAAGGCGUCGCAGAUGUGGGGUGAGCUUGUGAGAACUACUAUGGACGACGGCCAUUGGGAAUGCUUGGUUGGAACUCCUAACGUGUUCUACUUACCUGCUAGCCCCAACACAGCCCCCGUCGACGAGGAUAGCACAGCGAUCUGCCAUGGCGAUGACUUUCUUGCUGAAGGCUACGACGAGCAGCUGGACGAGCUCGACGAGUUAUUGAGGCAGCAGUUUGAGGUCACGGCCAGCGCCAGACUUGGACCAGGAGCGGUGGGGCAGACUACAUACCUCAAGAGGACGAUCGGCUAUACUGACAAGUUGCCAGGUUGCGAGGAGCCAGGUUUCUUCUGGACUGCCGAUCCCAAGCAUGUGGACUUCAUGAUCAAGUGGACGCAGAAGCGAGGACUUCAGUGUAAGACUUACCUGAUCGAGACCCAGAGGCCCUGCAACCUGAAGAUCUAUAGUGACAGCACAGCUGGACGUGGCAUGUGCAGCCGAGUUGGGGUGGGCAAGGUCAGGCAUCUGGAGCUGAGGUACUUGUGGAUUCAGGAGCGGUUGCGUCUCAAGGCGUUUGAGCUUCACAAGGAGGACACCAGCAAGAUGACAGCCGACAUGCUCACGAAGUACAGCGAGUGGCCGACAAUCGAGAAGCAUUGCACCACUCUCAACCUCAGGUUCGGAAAGCAGUUGAUGGGCUUGAGCGCAAUGGCAGUUUUCACGGAGGUCGUGACGAAGGCGUCAGGCGAGAAGGUGACAGUGUACGGAGGUUCUGACGAGGUUGCGGUUUGCCCCGCACCUGUCAGCCACUACGUGGACCGCGAGGAGUUCUGGUUCUACCUGAUGAUAGGACUUGUUGUGGUGACUGCAGCGAGUGCUUUCUUACUGGGGUGCUGGUGUGGUUGCUACUUCAAGAACUUCUACGACAAGUUCCUCCUCCAGGGUGCGGUUAGCCCCGCCUCUGGAAGCACUUGCCCACCAUCUGCGCGGGCUGACGUCGAGUUCAAGACCGUGUGUGCACAGCAGGACAAAGGUGCAAGGCACAAGCUCUUGAGCACGUUUCUUGUAGCCGAGCUGCGAGCUGUCUUGAAGGCCAAGGGCCUGGCCGUGUCAGGGAUCAAGAAAGACCUGGUCACGAGGAUGAUCAAGCACGGAUGUGUUCUGUCAGAUCGCCAGGCCAAAGAGAUCGAGCAGCUGCGGGUGAUGGCUACAGCGUAUGGACCUCUUGCCAAGCUCAGCUUGCAGGACAUCAGCAGUCCAGAGGCCGCGCAGAAGUGGAUCGAGACGUUCAAGGGCGAGUGCCGAGACCGUUCCAGAGGCUCUCAGGUGAUCCACGGAGAGGGUGGCCAGCGCCGUUGCAAGGCCUGCCAGGGGAGCACAAAGAGGAGCGAGCGCUGCGGGGGCGGCGGCGAGGAGCGCCUUGUGCUCCCGCGGCUGCUCGCGCGCGCGGGCGAGGCCCGCCGCUGCGCCGUGGAGGUGGGCGCCUUCGACCCGGGCCACGCGGCCGCCGCGCCGCUGCUGGCGGAGCUGGCGCGCCUCGUGGCGCUCGGGGCCGCGGAGGAAGGCCGCGACUUCGCCUGGGCGCCGCCCGCCGACCCGGGGGCCUCCGAAGGCUUGGCCUCGCGGUUGGCCGGGCUGGGCUUCGGCUCGGUGGAGGAGUACCUCCCCUCUCGGAGCGGGCCGCCGCCGGCAUCCCCAACGAGGUCUUCGCGCGCCGGGGCCGCCGGCUCGAGCUCGACAGCGGCUUCCUGGCCACGCCCGAGGGGCGGCCGCUGCUGGACCUGGUGGCGCGGCUGCGGCCCGUGCUGGCCCAGGACCCCCUGAGGCAUCCCUUCGACGCCGGGGUCCGCUGCCUCGGCUGGCGCAUGGAGACCGGCGUGUUCUCGCCGGAGGACCGCCGCCGCCUCCUGAGCGCACCCGCGCCGGGCCAGGGCUUCGGCGGCGGCUGGCCGAGGGGGCGUUGCGUCAUGGGGGGGGGGCGAUGAUGAUGG
Molecule: messenger RNA, 5285 nt
Organism: Prorocentrum cordatum
Lineage: Eukaryota; Dinophyceae; Prorocentrales; Prorocentraceae
Source: the annotation of a GenBank genome assembly